CGCGCACUAUUGGCCCGGCGACAGACGAAACGCGCGUUCGCUCCAUAUUCGAACAAAAAUUUAAAAAUCGAAGUGUCAAAUAGACAUUUGUUCUAUUAUUAUUUUUUUUAUUUGUUAUUUUUUUAUUAAAUAGUGUUGUGACUUUAGUUUUCUUACUAUGGAUCCCGAAAAGAAACCUAGUUCGGAAGUGACUGUGGACGAUAUUUUGACGAUUUUGGGCCCAUUCGGAAAAUUCAAUGUUUUUAGUUUCGUUAUGAUAUUGUUCCCUGUAUUUCUGGCGGGAAUGUAUUCUUCAGUUUAUAAUUUUGAAGUUAUGGAUCUUAAAUAUAGAUGUUCAGUCCCAGAAUGCGAAGACAACCCCGAUCACAUCAACUUCACGAUACCCCAUGAUAGUGAUGGUAUACCGUCCAAGUGCUUACGAUACGCUCCCUUUAACAACGUAUCAUCCUUCUAUAGCAACGACAGCCAAUGCUAUCCACACUACUAUGACACGUCGACGGAGAUUGGAUGCGAGUCCUAUGUGUACUUGGAGGAACAUUCCAUUGUGAAGGAGUUCGACCUCGCCUGCCAAGACUGGAAGCGUUCCUUAGUGGGCACAGUUCACAACGCGGGAUUUUUCAUCGCAAUCCCGCUGACAGGGCUCAUAUCCGACAAAUAUGGCCGCCGUCCCGCCCUCAUCUUCGCAUCGGUGGCCAAUGGCGUGUUCGGAGUCAUUCGGGCAUUGUCGGUUAAUUACAACAUGUUCGUUGUGUUUGAAUUUUUGGAACCUGCGUUUGGAGCUGGAGUUUAUACAGCGUGUUUUGUGCUUGCAUUGGAGCUCGUGGGACCAAAAGGCAGAGUCUUCGUCAGCCUCCUCUUCAACACCAUGUUCAUCCUUGGAGGCGUCACAGUCACUCUCCUCUCCUGGUGGCUCCUCAACUGGAGGUACCUCCUCUUCAUCAUCUACACUCCUGCAGUCUUCGUCUUCAUCUACAUUUGGGCUCUCCCAGAGAGCUUCAGAUGGCUCUUCAGUAAAGGAAGAUACGAAGAAGGGUUGAACGUCCUCAGCAGGUCAGAGAAGAUGAACAACGUGACUGUUCCCAAAGACCAUUACGAACAAGUUGAAAAGCAAGCCACGAAACAGAGAGACGAGAGAAAAUGUGACAAUGCUGAGAGGAACCAGUCGACCUUCAAUCAGAUGCUCACGUCUCCUAUGAUAUGGAAAAGACUGUUCAUCUGUUCUUUCCUUUGGAUAUCCUCGACGCUGGUCUACUACGGUCUUUCGAUUAAUGCUAUUGAGCUCUCCGGGAAUAGAUAUGUGAACUACAUAGUGAUCUUGGUGAUUGAAGCUCCAGCCAAUGUGUGUAAGCUGAUCUUUUUAGACAGAUUUGGAAGGAAGAGGGUGAUCGCUACUGCGUAUUUCUUGACUGGAUUGAUUCUGAUCAAUUAUGGAUUUGUACCAGUGGGCAACUGGUCAAUACUUCUCUACUUGGGUGGCAAGUUCUUCAUAACGCUAGCCUACAACUCCCUCUACGUGUUUGCUGCUGAAGUGUUCCCUACGAACUACAGAACCUCUCUCCUUGCAAUGUGUUCUACCAUCGGGAGGAUAGGGUCCACAGUUGCACCACAAACUCCUUUACUGACGAGGUACUACGAAUACCUCCCCACAAUGAUAUUUGGAGGGAUGGCAGCGUUAUCAGGAUUCUUAGUCCUCACAUUACCAGAAACAAACAACCUUAAACUACCAGACUCCUUGAAGGAAGCUCAGGAUCAAGACCGAAGAAAAGAGAUAGAAGAUACAGUUGAAAGAACCGUCGAAAGAACUACAACCACAGAUAAUAAAACUAGGUUAUAAUAAUAAUUUAUUAGUUUAUAAGUAAUUUUGUCAUUUUGAGCCAAAGGAGAAAAGUUGGAACAAAAUAUUGAACUAAAAAUAUUUUUUUGGUUAUGUCAGUAGCUAUAGGCAGAUCAUCGCGUUACCUUUGCCAGAAAAAAAAUUAAGUAAAUGACGUUUGUCAAAUUAAGGGCCUGUUUCACUAAAGUUUUUUUUAUGUAAAAAAAACGCUUUUAUGCAACGCACCUGUGACUUCACUGGUGUUGCGGGUGUCUAUUAGCGGCGCUGAUCGCUUACCAUCAGGUGACCAGUCUGCUCGUUUGCCACCUAUUCCAUAAAAAAAAUCUUUUUACAGGGUUAUGUGUAUAUUUAUCGUGAUUUUCGUUAAAAUAGAGAAACACUCAAGCUGGUUGUGAAUUCUGUUUGACAUUUUACCUUUCAAAGAGCUUACAAUUGUGUAGUAGUAUAAAUUUAUUUUGAUUUUAUCUCACAUGGCUGCAUUGAUGGAAAUUGUUUACUACAGUGAAACAAGUAAUAGUCUUCAAAUAAAUUAUUAUGUUAUCGGCAUACUCGACUAGUUUCAAGCCAUGCUAGAGGUUUAUAUUCAGUAGCAGCGAGACAGUCGCCACGUCGUGUGUCGCGGAAUGUAGCUCAUGAAUAUGAGCCUCUAGCAUGGCUAACAUAAUAAUUAAUGUAGUAUGUCUUCAAGUUACUAAGACUGAUGCAUGUAAUACACUGUAAUAUACUGUUAAACAAAUUACAUCAUAGUACAAGUUAAUCACGUUGCAGUUGUAAAUUUUUGAAGACAGAAAUAUUUAAAGUAGGUAAGCACCUACGCCUUUGCCAAACAUAAAAAUAUACAUAGCUAGCUAUAUAUAAAUAUUUUAUUAUGACCAACCUUUAAAAUCACUUUUAAUUAUAAAUAAUUAAAUGAAUUUGUCAUUCCAAUUAACACACAAACCUUUACAAUGAUAUUAUCUUAAUGCAAUCUUAUUAUAAAUGUAAUCUCGAUAUUGUCAGUGGCACUUCCCAUUACUAUAUUACCUAAUAUUGUUCUAAUGUUCCAAGCAAAUGACAUACAUACAUAAUUAAGUUUUAAUUAAUAAGCAAGGCUUGUGAUUAUUAAUAUUAGAUUAACAUAUCGGAUGUAGGACAACUUAAUUAGUUACAUCUAAUAAAAAGUUACAAAGUCAAUAUUAAUUCCUUUUAAAAGUAAUACUAGCAAUAAUGCUUUUAAUGCCUCUUCACAAUUUUUUUUUCCUAAUAAAAUAUUCUCUCUAUGUUACUAGAUUUCUUACUGCUCAUAAAAAAAAUGGUACAAAGAUGUAUUUUUUCUUUAGUUUAAGAAAUAUAUGUACAAAAUACAAAGCAAUCGUAAACAUGUAGGUACAUAUUAAUUUAAGGUUAGUUAGUAGGUAGUAUUAAUAAAUUAUUUUAAGCGAACAUAAUAAUAUUAUUAAAAGAAAAAUUUAAGCUAUUUCUGUUUGUGUCAAAUGGUUUAUGUUUUUCUUUAAGUAAAGUAUGAUUGGAGCUUUAUUUUGAUAUUUAUGUAUAAAAUAUUUAAAUAACUUGUAAAUUACCAGAAGU
This is a messenger RNA of Spodoptera frugiperda (fall armyworm), 3400 nucleotides long. Its product is annotated as organic cation transporter protein-like. Bases 158 to 1834 code for a protein of 558 amino acids. Gene Ontology annotation, biological process: transmembrane transport. Gene Ontology annotation, cellular component: membrane. The record is from RefSeq and is a predicted model, not a curated record. The transcript is spliced from 6 exons. NCBI's taxonomy places the organism in Eukaryota, Metazoa, Arthropoda, Insecta, Lepidoptera, Noctuidae. Gene Ontology annotation, molecular function: transmembrane transporter activity.